GUGCGCAGAGAGGCGGAUAGAAUGACCUAGCUCGUCCCAGAUAGUGGAUUAAAUUCACGCUUGUUUUUUUUUCUUUUUUCCCCCUUUUUCUCCUCCUCCUCCUCCUCCUCCUCCUCCUCUGGUUUCGUGUUACAAAGCCUUGGGAGGGAGUUGCGCGGAGAGCCAGUUCCUCUGUGUUACAAACUGAAUGACAGGAUCAUAUGGCUGGAUUUGCCUUAUAGUCCAACCAUUAAAAAACAGAAAAGAUAAAUGAAAUUAAAAGGAAAUUAAAAAAAAAGAGAGAGUAGAGAGACGGCGCGGGCGAAUUCGUCUGAAAUUGAUGAGGAUGUGGAAUCAUUUAUAAGUCAAAUUCAAAAAACAAAAUCCGAGGUAACGGAGAAAGAAGAGAGGGAGGGAGAAAAGGAUACUGGAUCUGUCGUCAGAGAAAGACUGGGAGACGGAGAGGAAAGCGCAGGACGCGUUGCCUGUAAUCACCACCACCAUCAGCGUAAUAAUAAGCCCAAUGUGACCUUCAUCUGAGUCAAGUGUCUUCAUUCAGCAUUCACGGCGACGAGAGAGGCGGGAAAAAACUGAUUGGAUAUUAAGAAGAAAGCUCACAGACACGCGAGGGAGGAGAAGAAAAACAAGCUGCCAGGAGCCGGGCUGCUCUAUCCAGUUCCUCUGAUCAACUGAUUGAUCCCUCGAUCCAUCACGCCAACGCCAGUUCCCGACGAAUGGGAGCUGACAUGGGAGCCAUGGGCGGGACCAAGGUCUUGCUCCUGGUGUUUCUGGUUGGAUGGGAGAAGUCGCUGGGUCUCAACUGGAACCCCAUCCCACGCAAGACUGUUCGGUACCGAGAUGUGUUGGACAGCAUGGCACGGUUCAGCGUUCAGGGAGUGUUCAACUACAGCAUGCUGACUCUGUCCGACCACGAGAGGGUUUUGUAUGUCGGAGCGCGGGAGGUGUUGUUCGCCCUGGACCCCAACGACAUUAGCAAACAGCUACGGCCUCAGAUUGACUGGCUGGCUCCGCAGGAUAAGAAGAGAGAGUGUGUUGCCAAGGGGAAGAACAACCAGACCGAGUGCUUCAACUACAUCCGUUUCCUGCAGAGCUACAACCACACACACCUCUACACCUGCGGCACCUACGCCUUCCAGCCCAAAUGCACCUACGUGAACGCAGACUAUUUUACCCUCAACACUGCAGCUCUGGAAGAUGGGAAGGGUAAAUGUCCAUAUGACCCUGCCAAAGGACAUACUGGCCUGAUAGUUGAUAAGGAGCUGUACUCAGCAACGCUCAACAACUUCCUGGGUACGGAGCCAGUCAUUCUGAGGAACCUGGGCCAACAGCACUACAGCAUGAAGAGCGAAUACUUGCCUGCCUGGCUCAAUGAGCCGGACUUCGUGGGUUCAGCCCUUGUGAGGGAGAGCAGCGGCACUAAAGAGGGGGACGACGACAAGAUCUACUUCUUCUUCAGCGAGCGAGCGUUGGAGCUGGACUGUGACACGGAGCUCACCGUGGCCAGAGUGGCCCGGGUCUGCAAGGGCGAUCUGGGUGGCACCAGGACCCUGCAGAAGAAGUGGACCACUUUCCAGAAAGCCCGGCUGGAGUGCUCUCUACCUGAGCGCCACGUCUCCUUCAACAACCUGAGGGCCGUCUUCACGCUGCCGGGCCAGGACUGGCGGGGGACCACCUUCUUCGGCAUCUUCCACGCCCAGUGGGGCGACGUAGACGUGUCGGCGGUGUGCCAGUACCAGAUCAGUGACGUGAAGAAGGUGUUUGAAGGAUCCUACAAAGAGUACAGGGAGCCAUCUCAAAGGUGGGGGCGCUACACCGGUGCUGUCCCCGUCCCGCGGCCUGGAUCGUGUAUAACUAACUCAGACAGGGAGAACGGCUACAACAGCUCUCUGCAGCUGCCUGAUGCCACGCUCAACUUUGCCAAGAAGCACCCGCUGAUGGAGGACAAAGCUCUGGCUCGCCCCCUGCUGCUCACCAAGGGUGUCAACUUCACACGGCUGGCGGUGGACCGGGUUAGCUCCCUGGACCAGCGGGCGUACAACAUGCUCUUCAUCGGCACAGCGGAGGGCUGGCUGCAGCGGGUGGUGAUCCUGGGCUCCGAGGCCCACGUCAUAGAGGAGAUCCAGCUGUUCGAGGUCACCCAGCCAGUGGACAGCCUGACCAUCUCGCACUCCAAGAAGUACUUGUACAUCGGCUCUCGUUCGGAGGUUCUCCAGCUGCCCCUGGCCAACUGCAGCCGCUAUCAGUCUCAGCCAGACUGUCUGCUCGCCCGCGACCCCUACUGCGCCUGGGACAGCGAGGGGCGGGCCUGCGUUCGCAUCGACCUGCACCGCGGGUCCACCUCGUCCCUGUCACAGGACCUCAUGCUGGAAAGGUUCAGCCGGGGCAAAGCCAAGUUUGAUAAGCCCGUCUCCAUCCCCAGCCCUGAGCACUCCCGUCUGAGGAACGUGACAGUGGUGGUGGGGUCCGACAUGGUGCUGCCUUGCCAGCUGGUCUCCAACCUGGCUCAGCCCUAUUGGGUUCUCAACGAACGUGAGCUCCAGCUGGGUGACCCGGAAGCAGGAGGGCCACGCUUCGACCGCACCCUCAAAGCCCUCGUCGUCCCCGAAGCGGGCCAGAUGCAAGCGGGCCGCUACAUCUGCUACUCUGAGGAGCAGGGGGUGAAGUUUCAGACAGAGCGCUACCAGGUGGCUGUGGUAGCCAGCGCUCCGGUCUUCAUGGAGGCCCGGGCUCCAGACAGCAGCAUGGGGCUCUUCUGGGUGCUGGUCAUCACCCUGGGAGCGGCGUGCCUACUGCUCCUUGUGGCGGCUCUCUACCUGCGCAGGAGGCUGAAGCUGGCCCUGGGAAAGGGAGCCGACAUGAAGCCUCUGGAGAGCACCCUGGUCUACCCCAUCACCCUGCCCAAGGAGCCGCCCACCUUUGUGCCCAGCAAGAUGCCCAGCGACGAGGACCGCUUCUGGGAGACGGGCGCCAACUACUACUACUCGGACGGCUCGCUGAAGAUCGUUCCCGGCCACGCCCUGGGGCCCAGCAGCGUCAGCAGCACGGCGUCGCCCAGCGCGAUUCCCGGCCAGCCCAUCCACUCCCCCAGCCGUCUCAGCCUCACCAACAUCCGAGGCUCCGGUAGCAACGGCUACAUCCGCCUCAACCUGAGCACAGCAGGGGAGGAGAGGGCUAGCGGGGCUGGCGCUGGGGGCGGCGGGCUGGGAGGCCUGGGCGUGGCCGGGAACGACUACUCCAGCCCCUUCAAGGAAGAGCUGAGACGCACGCUGCAGCAGAGGAGCGUGCUGCCCGACGCCAACCCGGAGGAGUCGUCGGUCUAGGCCUGUCCUCCUCCGUCUCCCUUUCCCCGAGUUGGAAAAACAAAACAACCGACCUACCUCCCUCCUUUUGAGGACGCCUGCUCUCUCUCUCUCUCUCUCUCUCUCUCUCUCUCUUUUCUUUCGGUGACACGCUGUCAAUUCCCCCAUACUCUCUCUCGCUCUGCCAAUGCCUGUUUGGCUCACUGUUGACAUUUAUAGCACCCAGCAUGUUAAAUAUACACACUCGCCAACAUGUACUCGUAUAAUAAUUAUGUUUUGGGCAACACGCAGUCAUGGUCGUGGCUUUUUCUGCUUCUACUGUGCAAUCGCCAGUCAUGUAAAUUGUGUAUUUAAAAAACGGCUGAACGCAGGGGAGAACACCUCAAGCAUGGAAAGUCAAACAUAUGGCGUUACGUGUUGUCUGAAGGGUACAUUUCUUUUACGUUGAGUGGACCAAGAGGCUCUUGACCGCCUGUGCUGAAACCAGUUGACGAGCGGCAAGCGCAACAGACUGAACUGCUGUCCUUCUCUUCCUUUGGGACUUUUUUUUUUUUUUUCAGCUUAUUGCACUUAAAAACUGGAAGCGCGUCUUCCCUUUUUUUGUAUUUGUGAGCCAAGAGUGUGAGAGCGGUAUAAAGAGACUAAUUAAUCACGAAGCAAGACGACAA
This is a messenger RNA of Perca flavescens (yellow perch), 3967 nucleotides long. It is a transcript of the gene sema4c, whose product is annotated as sema domain, immunoglobulin domain (Ig), transmembrane domain (TM) and short cytoplasmic domain, (semaphorin) 4C. Gene Ontology annotation, cellular component: synaptic vesicle membrane; plasma membrane. Bases 714 to 3320 code for a protein of 868 amino acids. The transcript is spliced from 16 exons. Lineage: Eukaryota; Metazoa; Chordata; Actinopteri; Perciformes; Percidae. Gene Ontology annotation, molecular function: chemorepellent activity; semaphorin receptor binding. Gene Ontology annotation, biological process: semaphorin-plexin signaling pathway; positive regulation of cell migration; negative chemotaxis. The record is from RefSeq and is a predicted model, not a curated record.